Molecule: messenger RNA, 2296 nt
Organism: Aspergillus saccharolyticus JOP 1030-1
Lineage: Eukaryota; Fungi; Ascomycota; Eurotiomycetes; Eurotiales; Aspergillaceae
Product: THO complex subunit THO1/HPR1
Exons: 7
Coding region: 141-2144 (667 amino acids)
Biological process (GO): mRNA export from nucleus; regulation of DNA-templated transcription elongation
Cellular component (GO): THO complex part of transcription export complex
Source: RefSeq, a predicted model, not a curated record
CAUUCGCGCCAUCAUUCAAGCUUCCCCUCGUAUUCAUCCCAAUUCCCCCUUUCCCCGCCCUUGAUCGAUAUUUGUUGAGCCCCUCUGCAAUUCAGCCUUUCUUACGUUCCAUCCUCUUUGCUACUACCUUUCUCGAAAGUAUGGCAGAGGUGGACGUUGGUGCGAUACCCCUCUACAGAAGUUUAAUCGAUGAGCUCCUGUCGCGCGCCGAACAUGCAAAACCCGACGGGCAGAUCGAACCCCCUUUGACCGAAGCGCAACUUGGAGACUCAUUCUGGCUCAUUCAAGGCGAGGAUGCGCAAGUUAUCAAGAAGCUCGGCCAGCAGACUCAGCUCGCUGCGGUAGAGAUUGCCUUCCGAGAGAAGUUCUACAGCCUUUUGGCUACCACUUCGAUUGACGAACCUUCCUUCAUCCGGAUCUGGAACCUCCUCGAUAUCAUCUCGAUCUUCUCCGAUAACGAACAAUGUGAGCCUGGCUUGAUUUUCUGGUUGAUUGAAGAAUUGCUCGACAGCCAGACCAUUGAUGGAUGCCGCAAGGUGUUUGACUACCUGGAGUCGCGAAGAGAGCGGAACACAAAAAAACAUUUCAAGCAAAAAAACUUGAUUAUCCUAAGAUCCUGCAACGAGCUACUACGGAGGCUCUCGAGGGCAGAAGAUACCGUCUUCUGUGGACGUGUGUUCAUUUUUCUAUUUCAAAGCUUCCCACUGGGAGACAAGAGUGCCGUCAAUCUCCGGGGUGAAUACCACACAGACAAUGUCACGACUUACGAUGAGAUCGUCAAAGCCGCCGUCAGAGAAAAUGAAGAUGGCGAUGUAGAAAUGUCAGACGACAAGGAAGCAGAAGCGCCCAAAGAAGAACUUGAGCCUUCUGGCGCUGCAGCUAGUGACUCGCAAUCUAUCGUGCAGGAAACCCCUAGCACGCCCAAGGUGAUCAUCUCCAAGGCCAAAGAGGCCUCUGGAGACAAGGCGGUCGACUUGGACGCCCUCUACCCAAUAUUUUGGAGUCUGCAGGCCUACUUCUCCGCCCCGACCAAGACCUUCGACGCGCAGCACUUCAUGGCCUUCAAAUCCGGGCUUGAAGCUACACUCGCCGCCUUUAAGAGCGUGGACACUGAUCUUGAGACAUCUAGCAGCGUAAAAGCCUCGGAAGAGCGCAAGUCUAACAAGCGCAAACGAACCGCAGAUGGACAGGAGAUCGCUAGCAGCUUCAAUCCGAAGUACCUAACAAGCAGGGACUUAUUUGACCUUGAGGUGAACGAUACCGCCUUUCGAAGACAUGUGCUUGUUCAAGCCCUCAUCCUUCUGGACUUCAUGCUGUCUCUGACCGCAAAAUCCAAGGCUAAGCUUGCCGAUUUGACGAACAAGUCGGUGUUGUACGGCUUUUUGCUAAGCGAGGAAGAUGCUAAAUGGGCGGUUAAAAUGCGGAAGUCCAUAGAGGAGUACUUGCAAGAAGGUGCCGGAGGCAAGUUCUACUACCGGAUGGUGGACACCGUUCUUUCCAGAGACAAGAACUGGGUGCGAUGGAAAGCAGAAGGCUGUCCAUUGAUUGAACGGCCGGCUGUCUCUGUAUCCGAUUACAUCGGAGCUCGUGAACAUGCAACUAAGUCGUAUGCAAACAAACGCCUCCGCCCUUCGCCUAUGGGUUCGCUUAAUCUCCAGUUCCUCUCCGAGGGGGAAUCCUUGGCGGGCUUGGAGAGGUUAAAAGAUUCCGAAAGGUUCUCGGUUCCUGCUGCGGAUGCACUUAUGAUGAGUAUCAUGGACGACGAGUUAGACUUCGACACUGCUCAGACGAAAGAGGAGAAAGAUUACGCUCUGCGGUCCAAGGCGAGCAAGACGUGGCGCAUACUACGGCUCUCCGCAAAAAGCAAACUUGCAGCAUUUGACAAGAUUGAGGACGGCAAAAACCUGAAAAUUCUCUUCGCCACGGCCCAGCCAUCUGAUGGAACGCCCCAGACCCUUGAAGGGACCCCUCAAGCUUCAGAUGUCACGGCGUUGGGGAAGCCGUCGACAGAGGACGAAUCCGCUGAGCCGGGACAAGACCUUGGGACCACGAACGCUGAGGUUGGGAACACAACCGUCGCCACCGAGGAGACUCUGAUCAACCCCAAGGACGACGCAAUUGCGCCAGACACUAAGGUGAUGUGAAGAACGCCACGUAUUCGCAUGCACGGAGUAAUUGGGUAUUGAACCCAUCUGUGCUUGAGUGUGAUUGGCGCCCUCUGAGCCGAUUGCUACGAUCUUACCUCUGCUUUGGGCUUUGUGGCUGUAUGCAUCCAUAUCACCACGCUAGUUCUGCG